This is a messenger RNA of Leucoraja erinaceus (little skate), 4760 nucleotides long. It is a transcript of the gene adam8a, whose product is annotated as ADAM metallopeptidase domain 8a. The coding region runs from base 108 to 2792 and encodes 894 amino acids. NCBI's taxonomy places the organism in Eukaryota, Metazoa, Chordata, Chondrichthyes, Rajiformes, Rajidae. The record is from RefSeq and is a predicted model, not a curated record. The transcript is spliced from 25 exons. Gene Ontology annotation, molecular function: metalloendopeptidase activity; cell adhesion molecule binding. Gene Ontology annotation, biological process: inflammatory response; positive regulation of cellular extravasation; proteolysis.
CCCCCAGCGGGCGGGGUUGGUGGAGGAGCGGCGGCGGCGGCGGCGGUGGCCCGGGACGGGACGGGACAGGACACCCUCUCCUCUCCUCUCCUCUCCUCGCCGCCACGAUGCGCUCGGCUCCCGGCACCGUCACCUUACUGCUAGCUUGCCUCGCCCUGGCCGCGUGUUCAAGCUACUCCCAGCUGCCUGGAGUCGAGCGCCAUGACAUCGUGAAGCCGCUUCUGGUCGACUCUUCCCCGAGGAUGGAGAAGCGGCCACAGUCACAGGUUGCCUAUCCAGCCAAGGUCAGCUACUCCAUGCAUCUACAAGGUCGAGAGGUCAUUCUUCAUCUGGAGAAAAAUGAGGGAUUGCUGGUCGGACACUAUUCAGAAACACAUUACCUGGAGAACGGGACAGAAGUGGUGGAUUUCCCUCGCCUGCAGGAUCAUUGUUACUACCAUGGGGUCAUCGAAGGCAUCGCUCGUUCCUCAGUCAGUGUCAGCACCUGCAAUGGAAUCAGGGGGAUUCUCGUGGCCGGGCCUGAUGUCUACCUGAUGGAGCCGCUGGCCGGUGCCGGAGUGGGGGAGCAGGCGGUGAACAUGGAACACGCAGUGUACAGAGAACACGCGGUGUACAGGCAACAGCACCUGAGGAUGAAACGUUCGACAUGCAACACACGCAACCUCACGCUUUAUGACAAUGGCCCCAAAGUAGCCGCGCUCUAUCAACCUCCAGCCACGAGAUCAAGGCAACCUGCCCAACUCACCAGAUAUGUGGAGCUGUUCCUGGUGGUGGACAAUGCUGAGUAUAAAAGGUUCAACCACGACAUGCUGACAAUCCGGCAGCGGAUGAUCGAAAUAGUGAAUCAUGUGGACAAGCUGUACAGGUCGCUCGACAUCAGAGUGGCUUUGGUGGGACUAGAGGUCUGGACCAACGCCGACAAGAUCACCAUCAGCUCCAGUCCUGACAACACUCUGGACAACUUCCUGAAAUGGCGGGGCACGGAACUUCUCUCCAGGAAGAAGCACGAUAAUGCUCAGUUGGUCACUGGCACAAGUUUUGAAGGAACGACUGUGGGAUUGGCGACCAAAGCAGCCAUGUGUACCUUCCAGUCUGGUGGAGUGAAUGAGGAUCACAACAGGAACCCAGUUGGGUUGGCGUCUACCAUUGCCCAUGAGAUGGGCCACAACCUGGGCAUGUCACAUGAUGAGGACCAUCACACCCACUGUGACUGCGAGGUGCCCAGGAGCAGUGGCGGCUGCAUCAUGGCCAAGAAAACGGGGGUGAGAGAGGGGCGGGGGAUUGUGUUUCCGAAAGCCUUCAGCAGCUGCAGCCAGGCAGAGCUGCAGGCCUUCCUAUUGUCAGAGCAGACGCGCUGCCUGUGGAACAGACCCAGUGCAGACCAGCUGUACGGCAGCCCCCAGUGUGGCAACAUGUUUGUGGAGCGUGGGGAGGAGUGUGACUGUGGCACAGCCCAGGAAUGCACCAAUCCUUGCUGCAACACCACUACAUGCAAACUGAAGGAGGGCGCAGCGUGUUGGGAUGGGGAAUGCUGCCGCAACUGCCAGUUCCGUGCAGCGGGUGACACGUGCAGACCUGCUCACCAUGACUGCGACCUCACUGACUACUGCGAUGGGCAGAGCAGCCAAUGCCCAGACGAUGCCUUCGCCAUGAACGGCUCUCCCUGCAGCGGUGGCCAGAGCUACUGCUACAACGGCCAAUGCCCCACACAUCAGCAGCAGUGCAUCGCCCUGUGGGGACCAGAUGCAGCAGUGGCUCCAAACCUCUGCUUCCAGCAGAAUGUGAUAGGAAACAAGUACCUUUAUUGCAGAGCAACCAGCUAUGGUCCUGAAGCCUGUCGGCCAAAAGACAUAAAAUGUGGUAAAAUGCACUGUGUUGGAGGAAACAAGUUUCCCAUAACUCAAGCGAAGUAUGAAGUGGAACUGAACCACAACCUUGUGUGUAAGGUGGCAACGCUGAAUGACCAGAGCACUGGUGUGGCCGACCCUGGGCACGUGGCCACUGGCACCAAAUGUGGAGAUGAGAUGGUCUGUUACGAUGGUCGGUGCCAGAGUUUCCUGCUGUACGGAUCACGGAAUUGUUCCAGGAAAUGCAACAGCCAUGGGGUUUGCAACCACCAGGGAUUCUGUCACUGUGACCCAGGCUGGGCAAAGCCAGACUGUGCCAUGCGGAAGGAUGGCCUACCAGUGAGUGAUGGAGUGACUAUCAUUGUCGUCUGGGUGCUGGUGCCUUUCUUCCUUCUACUCAUUCUCAUUAGUGGCGGACUUCUAUAUUACAAAGGAUGCUUAAUGAAGAAAUAUAUUAAAAAAAUACCAAUAAAGUCCAGUUCGUGCGGUUUGACAAACCCGAUGUUUGUGGAUGGAAAGGGCAGGAACGGCUCCAAGGCCGUGCUCCCAAACAGCCGUAGAACGCCCGUCAGACAUGCACUGCUGGCUGCGUCCAGAGAAGACAAGCCUCUACAGAUCAUGGUCAUGCCCUGCCGUCCAGCUCCUCCGCCUCCAAAACCAGUGGUGAACAAGACCCUUUCCCCACACACUGCAGCAAAGUCAUUGCAGCAUCGAAUGGUGAAACCAAGUGCCCCGCCUCCAAUCCCACCAUCUAAACCACCUCUGCAGCUACAUGCAUCGGCUCGGCCACCACCACCUCCAUCUAAACCACUGCCAGAACUCAAGGCUAAGCCAGUAGUGAAGCUGAAGACCUUGCCUGCACUUCCCCCCACCGCACCCUGCAGACCAACAGCGGUUGGUUUCAAGCCAAAAGUUGCCUUAAAGCCACCAAACCAGCACAGAUGAAGAGGAACGGUGUGGCAACAUCACUGCACUACAGAGGCACAGAUGUGGAGCCAUUACAUCAGGAGGAAGAUAAAAAUAUAUUUUGGUUUCUUGUCAUAUUAAUUCAUACAGUGAUGAGUGAGAACUCAAAAUCCUCAAUACAAAACUACUCUGUAGAGUUUAAAAUACCAGAGGACACAAUAUCUGCACGGAUGCUGCUGUACUCACACUAUGGUACUUACUAAAGAUAUCAUGCCUGUGUUUUUUUUAACUGAGAUAAAUUAAAGUGUUUCUGCUGCAAACAAUGGGAUGCAGUUUGUGAAUUGGCCCUUCUGCUUAGACAGAUUACUUUGGGGGGGGGGGGGGGAAAACAAAAUGACAAUGAUAAAUUGAAUUAAAUAUAUUAAUUGUACUUCUUGAUUUAAUCUUGUAGAAAGUUCUAAGCUUGGGUGUCAAUGAGGAAGCACAUUCCCCAGAGAUUUUGUUCUUGAGCAAUGUUGCAUUCAGUUGCAUCAGUUGGAAUUACUCCAACCCAAGGGACCUCUCUACACCCCAGUAACCAAGGUUGGUGUUGGAUGACAGAGUGAAAGGAAGGGCUGUUCAUGCACUGAAGCCUAGCUUCUAUCUGAUAGUUCAGUCAGUUUGGCAAUAACUGUAGCUGCUGCUCGCUCGACUGCUACUUAGAUGCUAGGACAUGAGUUCAAGGGGAAGAUAAAUGUAAUUAAAAGCUAGUAUUACGGACCAACUGCUGGGUAUCACCGUUCAUUAGUCAUAGGAGCAGAAUUAGGCCAUUCGGCCCAUCGAGUCUACUCCGUCAUAAGAAUGGACUCGCUGAUGUUCCUUGAUGCAGGAAAUCUCGACCCGAAACGUCACCCAUUCCUUCUCUCCAAAGAUGCUGCCUGUCCCGCUGAAUUACUCCAGCAUUUUGUGUCUAUCUUCAAUGCUAUGUCCCUUGUUGAAAUUGCCCCAUUACAUUUAUAAAUAUUAAAAUGAUGUUUGGACAACUAUUCCAUGUACAAAUAUGACGUUCUGCUCACCUUGGUUUGAUGAAAAAAUUACCAAAGGUUCAAAUGUAUUUUAUUGUCGGGUUCAGUGAAGGUCAAUUUAUCAAUGAGUGGUGAGUAAACACAGAGCAAAUGCAGCCAGGAAUUCCAUCUUUUCACUCAGCAACUUUAUUCAAAUCAGUCAGGACAAAUGCUUUAAAUAUGAAAGGUUUGAUGGGAAUAUGUUGUAAUGGUAAUUUAACCCAUGUUAACUGUCAGAACAUCCUCUGUAACAAACAAGUAUUUUACCUGCUUCAGUUCCCAUGUUUGUUUUUGGAAGAGGAAUAGUUCAAAUCCAAAUUGCUGUUUGUUGCAGUUCUGCCUCAGGUCUGCAUUCAUAAUCAAGCACACAGACCAAGUGCAAUAAUCAACAUAAUAUCAGGAGUAUUCACCUUGGUAGCUGCUGCAAAUACCAUGAAUUGAAGUUGUACUUGAAUCUAAUUAUUAAUUUAAAUACAGUUUAUAGAGAAAAAUGACGUUGAACCACUGUUGUUUGUGGGGCUAGCUAAUGGCGUAUGUGGAAACCUUUUUUAUGAUAUUUAUUCCUUUUAAAAGGUAUGGGUAGGACAAGCUUCAAAUAAUUCAAGCUUUAUUUGAAUCGCCUCAGAUAUUUUUUAUAAUUCUAAUUUGCAAGUGAAUAUCUAUCUAAUUUUAUUGGCAAUAUUUAUGCAAGAUUCCUGUUGCAAUGAAAUGUAAUUUUUAACUCUCCCACGAUUUUAAUCAAUGCAAGAAUAUGCCCCAUUUCCAGAUUAACCUGAUUCUAUCGUUUGGUGAAUCGCAACAUGUUUAAUUGAUCUUUGGUAUUUGAAUUGAACUCCAUUGUGCCUAUUUCACGGAUAUUUCCGUAAAUUGUAUGCACUUUUUCAGCUGGCCUGAACAAUUGUUUCAGUGUGAAAUGGGUUAUUUAUUUUCUUCUAGCAAAUAAAUCUGUAUUUUAAUGCAAUAA